GUGCCUAAUUGCUUGAUUGCGUAGCGAGUUGUCUGCCUGUCGAUAAGUUAUCAGUUAGUAAGCCCCAGGCAAGCAAUCUGGCUUGUUCAACAAGUCAGGCUGUGGAAGUGAUUGGAAGAUGUGGCGGCCCUAGGCUGGGCCCCACUUGGUCCGAGCUCCUUCCACCUCUCGUCAUCACCAGCUCAAACAACUACGACCCGUAAGAACAUACAAACACUCCGAACUUGAUCACCUUCUUCCAUUUUCACCAUCUCAGGUCAUCUCGGAACACUUUUCUAACUUGGAGAUAACCACCCAUCUCUAGUAAUUCUCGCUAAGGAUCGAGUUUCCUUUGCGAAUUUCUCUGCAUAAAGCCCCCCACUAUCUUUCUUUUCGUGUGGUUCUUCCCACAACUCCCUCCAACCCACCCCAAUUCCGACCUUUACCAAAUACCUUCAUUUAUUCAUCAAACACCAUGGCACCCGAGCCUGAACACAAGAAGAAGGUCAACUUGGCCGACGUCUCCGGCGCCGAGCCUAAAGAGGAGAAUGACACCUCAACGGCCAUCCUCAAGAAGAAGAAGAAGCCCAACCAGCUAAUGGUUACUGAUGCCGUCAACGAUGACAACUCUAUCAUCGCACUUUCGAACAACACUAUGGAACAACUCCAGCUGUUCCGUGGAGAUACAGUCCUCGUUCGAGGCAAGAAGAGAAAGGACACCGUCUUGAUCGUCCUUGCAGACGAUGACCUUGAUGAUGGCAGUGCCCGACUCAACCGAGUUGUCCGUCACAACUUGCGGGUGAAGCACGGCGAUAUCGUCACCAUCCACGCGUGUCCUGAUAUCAAAUAUGCCAAGAGAAUUGCGGUGCUUCCCAUCGCCGACACAGUUGAAGGUCUGACUGGUUCGCUCUUCGACGUCUUCCUUGCCCCAUACUUCCGAGAAGCCUACCGACCCGUUCGCCAAGGCGACCUGUUCAUCGUCCGAGGUGGUAUGAGACAGGUGGAGUUCAAGGUAGUUGAGGUUGAUCCUCCCGAGUAUGGUAUUGUUGCGCAGGAUACCGUGAUUCACUGCGAGGGUGAGCCUAUUCAGCGCGAAGAGGAAGAGAACAACCUUAACGAAGUUGGCUACGAUGACAUUGGUGGCUGCCGCAAGCAGAUGGCCCAGAUCCGAGAGAUGGUUGAACUGCCGUUGCGUCAUCCUCAGCUCUUCAAGUCUAUCGGUAUUAAGCCGCCUCGUGGUGUCCUGCUUUACGGUCCCCCAGGUACUGGUAAAACCCUUAUGGCUCGUGCCGUCGCCAACGAGACCGGUGCCUUUUUCUUCCUGAUCAAUGGUCCCGAGAUUAUGUCCAAGAUGGCCGGUGAAUCGGAGUCGAAUCUACGAAAGGCAUUCGAAGAGGCGGAGAAGAAUUCCCCAGCUAUUAUUUUCAUCGACGAGAUCGACUCCAUCGCUCCCAAGCGAGAGAAGACAAACGGUGAGGUUGAGCGACGUGUAGUUUCUCAGCUCCUUACCCUCAUGGACGGCAUGAAGGCCCGAUCCAACGUUGUCGUCAUGGCAGCCACCAACAGACCUAACUCUAUCGACCCUGCCUUGAGACGUUUCGGUCGUUUCGAUCGUGAAGUCGACAUCGGCAUUCCUGAUCCCACUGGUCGUCUUGAGAUUCUCCAGAUUCACACCAAGAACAUGAAGCUCGGCGACGACGUCGAUCUUGAGCAGAUUGCGGCGGAAACUCACGGUUAUGUUGGUUCUGAUAUUGCUGCCCUUUGCUCAGAGGCUGCUAUGCAGCAAAUCCGAGAGAAGAUGGAUCUCAUCGAUCUUGACGAAGACACCAUCGAUGCCGAAGUACUGGAUUCUCUAGGCGUGACCAUGGAGAACUUCAGAUUCGCCUUGGGUGUGUCGAACCCGUCUGCCCUCCGCGAGGUCGCAGUUGUCGAGGUUCCCAAUGUCCGUUGGGAAGACAUUGGAGGUCUGGAGGAGGUCAAGCAAGAUCUCAAGGAGAGCGUCCAAUAUCCCGUCGACCACCCCGAGAAGUUCCUCAAGUUUGGUCUUUCUCCGUCCCGUGGAGUCCUAUUCUACGGCCCGCCCGGUACGGGUAAAACCAUGUUGGCCAAGGCCGUUGCCAAUGAAUGUGCGGCCAAUUUCAUUUCAGUGAAGGGCCCCGAGUUGCUGAGCAUGUGGUUUGGUGAGUCCGAGAGCAACAUCCGAGAUAUUUUCGACAAGGCUCGUGCGGCUGCUCCUUGUGUCGUCUUCCUCGACGAGUUGGAUUCGAUUGCCAAGGCUCGUGGCGGAUCCGUUGGGGACGCUGGUGGCGCCUCGGACCGUGUUGUCAACCAGCUUCUAACAGAAAUGGAUGGUAUGACCUCGAAGAAGAACGUCUUCGUUAUUGGAGCUACGAACAGACCUGAGCAAUUAGAUCCGGCCCUGUGCCGUCCGGGUCGUCUCGACUCGCUAAUUUACGUACCACUGCCCGACGAGGCUGGUCGUCUCAGCAUUCUCAAGGCUCAGCUCCGCAAGACCCCGGUGGCUGCUGAUGUCGACCUCAACUAUAUCGCAUCCAAGACUCACGGGUUCUCUGGUGCUGAUCUCGGAUUUAUUACCCAGCGCGCAGUCAAGAUUGCCAUCAAGGAAUCUAUCACUAUCGACAUUGAGCGACAACGUGCUCGCGAGGCGGAAGGAGCAGGUGACAUGGACGUCGAUGAAGAUGUUGAGGACCCCGUUCCUGAGUUGACAAAACGCCAUUUCGAGGAGGCUAUGCAAAUGGCCCGAAGAUCCGUCAACGACGUUGAGAUCCGCCGAUACGAGGCUUUUGCACAACAGAUGAAGAAUGCCGGACCCGGUGCCUUCUUCCAGUUCCCUGCUGCAAAUGCCGGUGCCGCUGGCUCUGGAGACAAUUUCGGCCAGGCUGGUGACGAUGACGGUCUUUACGACUAAGUUGUCAGCUAUUCAGCGGUUGGAUACCAUCUCCUCACACCGACCCUGUACUUUAAUUCCUUUGCUUACGAUGCGUCUCAACAUUAAUGACAACAUAACGCAACACUAAGGAUGUCGGCCUUAAACCGAUAUUCCCUCGAUUGUUCGUUGAAGGAAUUCGCAUAUCUGAUAGAUUUAAUCCCGUCAGAGUGCUAGGAACGGGAUGCGGCUGCUUUCCUUUGCGCGAUCAGAAGCAUGGCUGUUUUGUCUCUUGCUAGAGAUGCUUCAUUCCGACCAGGAUGAAAUAUGAUAGCUAUACGCAUACCGCGCUGCGGUAAGCAUACUAGUUUUACGAUAGAUCCACAAAUUUAUUUUGCACUGCCCUCAACUUCCCCUUGGCCGUGUCUAUACUCUUGAAUAAUAGUGCGAAUGUGUGUUUAAGUGACAUGAUGAGACCUCAAGGUCCAUACCAGCAACCAUAACUCAAAAAAUUUCCAUUCGAUAGUUAUAAGCCAAUUCUUAACCUGGAUCGUACACGACUA
Daldinia vernicosa is the source of this 3429-nucleotide messenger RNA. RefSeq names its product AAA ATPase. Gene Ontology annotation, biological process: retrograde protein transport, ER to cytosol; mitotic spindle disassembly; autophagosome maturation. Gene Ontology annotation, molecular function: polyubiquitin modification-dependent protein binding; ATP hydrolysis activity; ATP binding. NCBI's taxonomy places the organism in Eukaryota, Fungi, Ascomycota, Sordariomycetes, Xylariales, Hypoxylaceae. The coding region runs from base 455 to 2908 and encodes 817 amino acids. Gene Ontology annotation, cellular component: VCP-NPL4-UFD1 AAA ATPase complex; cytosol; nucleus. The transcript has 5 exons. The record is from RefSeq and is a predicted model, not a curated record.